UCUCUGGCUGUUGUAGUGUGGAGAGACCGACCACCCAUUCGUUUCCUCCCCAAACUGUCCACACACAGCCCUGUCGCUUCAGAUCCCUGAACUGACUGAUAAUGCUCGUAAUGUGGUGCACAAGAACAGCGCUCGGGAGACUGCAGAGAAUCGCCCCGUGUACCGUCACCGGAUCUAAUCGCGCGAUGUCCACGUUACCGAAAGUGUAUGUGACGCGCAAGGUGCCUCCGGACGGACUGGACAUUCUCCGCAAAUCCGGACAGGUGCAGUUUGAGAUGUGGGACUCUGAUGACCCUGUGCCCCGAGUGGAGCUGCUGAAAAAGGUCAAAGGUUGCGAAGGAAUACUGUGUGUGCUCACAGAGAAGAUUGACACACAGCUAUUGAAUGCUGCAGGUCCAAAUCUAAAAGUCGUCAGCACUAUGUCAGUGGGCUUUGAUCAUCUUUCUCUGGAUGAGCUCAAGAAACGGGGAAUCCGUGUAGGAUAUACUCCGGAUGUUCUGACUGAUUCCGUUGCUGAAUUGACAGUUGCCCUGCUGCUCGCUACGUCCAGAAGACUCAUUGAGGCCACACAUGAGGCUAAAACAGGUGGCUGGGGAACAUGGAGAACUUUAUGGCUGUGUGGUCACGAACUAGCAGACAGCACAGUUGGCAUCUUGGGUCUGGGGAGGAUUGGUGUGGCUAUUGCUGAGCGUCUCAAGCCGUUUAAGGUGAAAAAGUUCAUCUACACAGAUGUGGCGCCGAGACCUGAGCUCGCAAAUAUGAUAGAGGCCGAAUAUGUCUCUUUAGAUGAGUUGGCCAAACAGUCUGAUUUCCUGGCCAUAUGCUGUGCUCUGACUCCAGAGACUUAUGGCAUUUGCGAUUGGAAUCUCUUCUCCAAGAUGAAGAAAAACGCCAUCUUCAUCAACACAAGCAGAGGAGGUGUGGUUAAUCAGGAGGACCUGUAUGAAGCCCUGUCCACCGGUCUGAUCGCUGGAGCCGGGCUGGACGUCACCAACCCUGAACCGCUGCCCACACACCAUCCUCUUUUCACACUCAAAAACUGCGUGAUUCUUCCCCACAUUGCCAGUGCUUCCUACACGACACGGAACUCCAUGUCUGCUCUUGCUGCCAACAACCUGCUGGCUGGACUCAGAGGAGAACCCAUGCCUAAAGAACUCAAGCUGUAGAACUGGACCACCAAAUUAGAAUUUAGAUUUUUUUUUUUUUUUUUAUGGGACACAGAGAACAUCUGAAAAAUCUUCACACAGAUAUUUUCCAUACGAGAACAGCUCAUAGUGACCACAACUGUCUAAAAAAAAAGACAAAUUAAGUAUUGACAUGUUAAAGCCAAUUACCAAUAAAGAGCCAGUCUAUAAUUUUGAAUUAACAAAAUAAUCAUUUUCAAUGUUACAAAUGGAUAUGCAUUUUGAGUUGUGCUAAAGAUGACUUAUAACAGCGUUUUUGAUUAUUAGUGGUUUUGAACAUAAGUGUUGAUCUAUUGUGUUAAUUGAUGGCUUUGCAUAAAUAUAGAAAAUGAGCAUCACAAUUAAUAAUGAAAUAUUGACCGAUACCUAUAGUCUAUCAUUGGCCAAUAACUCGUAUAUCCUGCAUCCAUUCAAAAAAUAUUUAAAAUGAGUCUAUAAAUGUCAAAAGUACAACAUAAAUGUCAAACAAAUGAGAAGCAAACUGGACUACAUGGAAUGUGGCUUGGUUUAAAAAAGGCAUAUAGCAUAGUGACAGAAUUGUCUUUUUUAGAUGAAAUAUUCCUUUAAAAGAAUAACAAUGCUGAACCAACGUUUGUGUUGUAACACCAAAAGCCCAGUGUUUGUGAGCACACAGGCAAGGUUCACAGGCUGAGAUCAAUCAUCUACAAAGAGCAAACACUACUGAGAUCCAUGCAAGUCCUUAAAUAUGUGGCCAGCUUGGAACUUUUUAGUCGUCCCUUUUCAAAUAAGAUUAAUACAUGGAUGAAAAGACAGACUGAAUGAAUAGCAUUCUUAAUGACUUUAUUCACUUAAUUCUUCUUUAAGCCAGUGGAAAAAAAUGACAAUGUCUCUAACAAUGUGCGAUUCAUAGCCAUUACACAGACUCACAUUAAUUCAUUCACAUGGUAUCUCUAGAUCUGAGCAUCAAUUUAAAAAAAUCAAAUAAGGCAGUUGGUUUUACUUCCAUUGUGAUUCAGGCCAUUUAAAGAAAAAGUCCUGUAUAAUUAGUUACAUUUAACACAUAUGCACUUACAUUUAAGGUCAACUGCUGUUUGACAAUUAAUGAGUAAAUUGAGAGUUUCAAACAUGUUUUGGAUUUCUGAUAUGCACAGAAUAUUUGCUGAUUAUAUGUGACCCUGGACCACAAAACCAUAAGUGUCAAUUUUUCAAAACUGAGAUUUAUACAUCAUCUGAAUAAGAUUUCCAUUGAUGUAUGGUUUGUUAGGAUCUGAUAAUAUGUGGCUGACGUACAACUAUUUGGAAAUCUGUAAUCUGAUGGUGCAAAAAAGAAAAAAUCGAAAUACUGAGAAAAUCACCUUUAAAAAAUGUUGUCUAAAUGAAGUUGUUAGCAAUGCAUAUUACUAAUCAAAAAUGAAUUUUUGAUAUAUUCACGGGAGGAAUUUUACAAAAUAACUUUAUGGAACAUGAUCUUUGCUUUACUAAUGAUUUUUGGCAUGAAAGAAAAAUGAAUAAUCUUGACCCAUACGAUGGCUAUUAUUUUUGCUAUUGGUGCAAAUAUACCCCAGCAACUUAAAGCUGGUUUUGUGUUCCAGGGUCACAUAUUAGGAGUGUUGUAACACAACUUUUUCAUGAACACUCAAGUGUCAACAUUCAUGCAAAUUAAACAACACCACUCAAAAAUUAAAUAAAGUACCAUAAAUUAGA
Carassius gibelio (silver crucian carp) is the source of this 2849-nucleotide messenger RNA. Its product is annotated as glyoxylate reductase/hydroxypyruvate reductase. The record is from RefSeq and is a predicted model, not a curated record. Gene Ontology annotation, cellular component: cytosol. Bases 102 to 1166 code for a protein of 354 amino acids. Gene Ontology annotation, molecular function: hydroxypyruvate reductase (NADH) activity; glyoxylate reductase (NADPH) activity; NAD binding. The transcript is spliced from 9 exons. Lineage: Eukaryota; Metazoa; Chordata; Actinopteri; Cypriniformes; Cyprinidae.